GGAGGAGUGUAAUUCCAAAAUCUACAUGACUACAGAGCUCAGAUCACCUGCUGAGUUUCACACUUGAACACGCAUACAACGAACAAGACCAUGAAAUUGGCUAUCCUGAUCUGCUUUUCUGUUCUCAUUUACUCUAUGGCAGCGGCAGAGCCCAGACAGGCCGUCUGUGACCCAGAUAAUAAUGGAGAGUGUACUCGUGAAUACAAUCCAGUGUGUGGCGAAGACAACAUCACUUACCCUACCGAGUGCAUACUGUGCUUUGAGAACAAGCGACGUAGCCAGAAUAUCAGAAUAAUGCAGGAAGGAGAAUGUAAGCCUUUUGAACCUGUUGCACCAGCCGGCGUGCCUUCCCAGUAAGGAUAUUAAAGCAAUGUGACAGCUGAGCAUGAUGUUCUGUCAUAGAUUAGCCAGUACAUCUCUUUAAGGUUAUACACCAAUGGAACUUUAUCAAUACCUACGUGUAAUGCGCCAUGCAAUAAAUCAAUCAAGCAUAUCUGUAAUUUUGUAAUGUAAUUAUUGAUUAAAAACUGUAUUUUCAAACAUA
Molecule: messenger RNA, 544 nt
Organism: Triplophysa rosa
Lineage: Eukaryota; Metazoa; Chordata; Actinopteri; Cypriniformes; Nemacheilidae
Exons: 4
Coding region: 91-357 (88 amino acids)
Molecular function (GO): protein binding
Source: RefSeq, a predicted model, not a curated record